CCCUCUCUCUCUUCUGUGACUUCACUUCGAUUAAACCCUGGCGUCGGCUAUGGCGGCACCUAGCACGAAGUAGCGCCGUUCGACGUCUCUCCGCAACGAAUUACUGACUCAAGGCUCUGGUAAGCGUCGACCCAUGAAAAAAAUGUCCGAACUCUGAUGGCACUGAUGAUUCGCAGCAGAAAGUCAAUCCCUCUCAAGGUAUCCCGCCUGAUUAAGGGUCCCGGCUUGUUGUCUUCGCCUCGCGCCAGUUCACAAACACCCGGUCCGUUCACAUGGCGGGUCGGUGAGUUCUCCAGAAAUUACUGUUUCUUGAGUUCUUUCGUGGGGCGUGGAGUUAAAGUCCCCAGUUUCGGGGAAUACCCUGGUUGUCAUUCUUUUAGGAGCUACUGUUCUGGGAUCAAUAGUGGUGGUGAUGGUGCUAAGUCGAGCGAGUGGACUGAGGAAAUAGAGUAUUUAGAUGAAUCGGGUAGUGUCAUAUACUCCGGUAAGGGGGUCCGGUCGGUGGAGCCGGGGUUGGACAAUCAUGUGCUUAUAGGCAGCCUCAAGAAGCCGUUGGUGAACGCGUCGGCGGUCGCAAAGAUCGUCGAGGUUGUGAAGAGGUGGAAAUGGGGGCCCGAUUUGGAGACCCAGUUGGACAAGCUCCAGUUUGUGCCGAGCACGACUCACGUCGUUCAGGCGCUGAAGGUUGUUAAAGAGAGCGACGCGUCGUUGAGUUUGUUCCGAUGGGCGAAGAGACAGCCGUGGUAUGUCCACGACGAUGAGUGCUACCUUGUUUUGUUUGACGGGUUGAAUCAAAAUAGGGACUUUGAUGGGAUUCAAUCCUUGUUUGAGGAGAUGAUCUCCGGUACAACUGGGGCUCCUUCUUUUACAGCUUAUAACAAGGUGAUUCAGUAUUUGGCCAAAGCGGAGAAAUUAGAGGUUUGCUUUUGUUGUUUCAAGAAAGUUCAGGAUGCGGGUUGGCAAAUUGAUGCUGAAACUUAUAAUUGCGUUAUGAGCUUGUUUUUGAACAAGGGCUUGCCUUACAAGGCAUUCGAGAUAUAUGAGAGUAUGGAAGGGGCAACAAGUGUGCUGAAUGGAUCCACGUAUGAGUUGAUGAUACCUAGCUUAGCAAAAUCAGGUCGACUGGACGCAGCCUUUAAGCUGUUUCAAGAGAUGAAAGUUAGGAACUUUAAACCAAGCUAUAAUGUUUUUGCUUCACUUGUUGAUUCGAUGGGGAAAGCUGGGCGGCUGGAUACCUCUAUGAAAAUUUACAUGGAAUUGCAGGGCUUUGGUCUGAGGCCAUCUGCAACUAUGUAUGUCUCUCUGAUUGAGUCAUUUGCGAAAGCUGGCAAGUUGGAUUCAGCGAUUAGGCUGUGGGAUGAGAUGAAGGCAGCUGGAUAUAGGCCCAAUUAUGGCUUAUACACGAUGAUUGUUGAGUCCCAUGCAAAAUCAGGGAAACUUGACAUUGCAAUGUCUGCCUUUGCAGAUAUGGAGAAGGCUGGGUUUUUGCCCACCCCAUCUACAUACUCUUGCCUCUUGGAGAUGCACGCUGCAUCUGGACAGGUAGAUGCUGCCAUGAAGCUGUACAAUUCGAUGAUAAAUGCUGGUCUGAGGCCUGGCUUAAGCACUUACACUGCCCUUUUACUUCUCCUGGCUAAUAAGAAGCUUGUAGAUGUGGCUGCUAAAAUACUUCUCGAGAUGAAAGCCAUGGGGUUUUCUGUUGAUGUGAGCGCUAGUGAUGUCUUGAUGGUUUAUAUCAAAGAGGGUUCUGUUGAUCUUGCUUUAAGGUGGCUACAGUUCAUGGGUUCAUCUGGAAUUAGGACAAAUAAUUUUAUAAUUAGACAGUUGUUUGAAUCUUGCAUGAAGAACGGCUUGUAUGAGUCGGCAAAGCCUCUUCUUGAAACCUAUGUGAAUUCUGCUGCAAAGGUGGAUCUCAUACUUUACACUUCGAUUCUGGCCCAUCUUGUGAGAUGCCAAGAAGAGCAGAAUGAGAGGCAUUUGAUGUCGAUUCUUAGUGCCACGAAGCACAAAGCACAUUCGUUCAUGUGUGGGCUCUUCACAGGCCCUGAACAGAGGGAACAACCUGUUUUGUCAUUUGUGCGGGAGUUCUUCCAGGGUAUUGAUUAUGAACUUGAAGAAAGUGCAGCUAGAUACUUUGUUAAUGUUCUUCUUAAUUACCUUGUCCUUAUGGGGCAAAUAAAUCGAGCACGGUGCAUUUGGAAAGUCGCAUACGAGAAUAAGCUUUUCCCUAAAGCAAUUGUUUUUGAUCAGCAUAUCGCUUGGUCACUUGAUGUGAGAAACUUGUCUGUGGGAGCUGCUCUAAUAGCAGUUUUGCACACGCUGCAUAGGUUUAGGAAGAGAAUGUUGUAUUACGGUGUUGUUCCAAGAAGAAUAAAGUUGGUCACGGGGCCCACUUUGAAGAUUGUAGUUGCGCAGAUAUUGAACUCUGUGGAAUCUCCAUUUGAGGUGAGCAAAGUGGUCCUUAGAGCUCCAGGGGAUUCAGUCAUGGAGUGGUUUAAGAAACCGAUUGUUCAACAGUUUCUUCUGAAUGAGAUUCCGUCGAGGGCCGACAUUCUCAUGCACAAGCUGAACACGAUAUUUCCUAGUUCAGCGCCAGAGAUUAGAUCUCUAUCGCCGCCCAAACCGCUCAUGGUUAGGAAGGCAGUUUGAAUGUAGCAAUGCUUUAGCUGUAACUUGUUAAACGAAUGUCAGUUGUGAUUGUGAGGAAUCUCAAAUUAUGUUAUACAUAGCACAUUGGGAUUACAAUGUGCAUUUCAUAUUGGUAGCUUGCCUAGCUGCUUAA
Messenger RNA from Syzygium oleosum, 2782 nucleotides. Its product is annotated as pentatricopeptide repeat-containing protein At1g79490, mitochondrial. Gene Ontology annotation, molecular function: protein binding. The record is from RefSeq and is a predicted model, not a curated record. Bases 157 to 2649 code for a protein of 830 amino acids. NCBI's taxonomy places the organism in Eukaryota, Viridiplantae, Streptophyta, Magnoliopsida, Myrtales, Myrtaceae. The transcript has a single exon.